Asterias rubens (European starfish) is the source of this 2398-nucleotide messenger RNA. Its product is annotated as cytosolic beta-glucosidase-like. Lineage: Eukaryota; Metazoa; Echinodermata; Asteroidea; Forcipulatida; Asteriidae. Gene Ontology annotation, biological process: carbohydrate metabolic process. Gene Ontology annotation, molecular function: hydrolase activity, hydrolyzing O-glycosyl compounds. The record is from RefSeq and is a predicted model, not a curated record. The transcript has 3 exons. The coding region runs from base 362 to 1909 and encodes 515 amino acids.
GUCACUGAAUGUCAUUGAACCUUCUGUCAAUUACUACUAGUACUGCACCGUGCGUGUUUGGGUUACGGUGUCACAACAAGUCAGGGUAGGGGUUGUCGUCUGCAACAUUGAUCUACCGGUACUGUGAUGGGAACUUGGGGUUCGUUUACUUCUCUAAAACAAGCUGCUCCAGUUUCUAGAAGCAGGGUUUGUUAAUUGUAUAUCGUACGUAUACAGACGUUUUGUUCUGACCGUGUGACAAUCAACGUGAGUGCACAGAGUAAGGUGAGUGCCACUGAACACACACGAAUCUUGCAUUGGCAGAGCUGCUGGUGGAUUUAUUGAUCGAAGACAAGCCUAGUGUAAAGUUUCAAGAAACAAGAUGAAUUUUCUUGCACUGGUUCUCGCUGUCACCUUCCCAUUGGUCAUCGCUGCAUCAUCUGAGGGCAGCUUCAUCUUUGAUGCUUUUCAAGAUCCCCAACGAGAUACAUUUCUCAUUGGAAACUUCCCUGAUGAUUUCCUGUGGGGCGUAGCAACAGCAUCUUACCAGAUCGAAGGAGCUUGGGAUGUGGAUGGGAAGGGUCCAAGCAUCUGGGAUUCCUUCAGUCAUUCCAAAGGCAAAGUCUACCAGAAUCAGACAGGGGAUAUUGCAUGUGACAGCUACAAUAAGAUCCAGAGAGAUGUGGAGAUGCUUAAGGAGCUUGGAGUGAAGGCCUAUCGCUUCUCAAUCUCAUGGUCUCGGAUUCUACCAACAGGUACCCUUGAGAGCUUCAACCAGGCCGGUGUGGAUUACUACAGGAGAGUUCUCACUGCCUUAGAAGCGGCUGGAAUUGAACCUAUGGUGACUCUCUACCAUUGGGAUCUCCCUCAAGCCCUUCAGGACAUCGGAGGUUGGGAGAAUGAAAUGAUGGCCGUGUAUUUCAGUGACUAUGCCGAUAUCUGCUUCAGGGAGUUUGGUGAAAAGGUGAAACUGUGGAUCACAUUUAAUGAGCAAAUUGUGUUUACAGUUUUUGGGUACGAGUUAGGCAUGCAUGCUCCUGGAUUGAAACAUAGUGGAUAUGGGGCAUACAAAGCUGCUCAUACAUCAAUCAAAGCCCAUGCAAAUGCCUGGCAUAUCUAUGACAAAAAGUAUCGUUCAAAGCAAGGUGGUAAGGUAUCGAUCGUCUUCAACUCCGAUUGGUUCGAACCAAAGACGGAUUCAUACGGUGAUCAAUUAGCAGCUAAAAGAAUGUCUGAUCUAUACAUGGGCUGGUUGGCGCAUCCAAUAUUUGUAAAUGGAGAUUACCCUGUCAUAAUGAAGGAGUACGUAGCUAAUGUCAGUCGCCUUCAGGGCUUAACAACAUCUAGACUUCCUACAUUCUCAGAAAGUGAGAAAAGAUUGAUCGCUGGAACCUUUGACUUCUUUGGUUUGAAUCACUACACAACAUCAUAUGUCAACCACAAAUCCACUGCUCACCCUCGCAUUGCUAGCUUUAUGUUAGAUUAUGACAUGGAGAUAUCCAAAGAUGACGCCUGGCCGAAAGCUGCCUCAUCUUGGCUGAGCAUCGUACCUUGGGGUAUGAGGAGACUGCUGGGAUGGAUCAAGGAGCAUUAUGGAGAUGUACCUAUAUACAUCACAGAGAAUGGGAUGUCACAGAGUGAGAUGGACAUCAAGGAUGAGUUAAGAGUCAAGUACUUCAAGGCCUACAUCAAUGAGGUACUCAAAGCCCACCUUAUUGAUGGUGUGAACAUCAAGGGAUACUUCGCUUGGUCCCUCAUGGAUAACUUUGAAUGGGCAGAAGGCUACCGUGAGAAGUUUGGUCUGUAUGAGGUCAACUUUGAUGACCCGGAACGACCACGGACUCCCAGAGAAUCGGCUAAAACAUUCGCUGGGAUAAUAAAAAACAAUGGCUUCACAGUAUCACAGGAUAAAAGCAAGACAGAGCUGUAACUAAAUCAAAGACAAAUAAAUUCAAGUAUGGAAACAUUAGGGAAAUCAUUAGGACAGUUGAUUGUGGUUGUUAAUUGUUGUGCCAAUGGUAAAAGUACUUUAAUAGUGGAGCAAUCCAGGAGUGAAUCCCAGGGAAAGAUAAGCCAUGUCUGAGUCAAAUGACUCUGGCUAUGACUACAGUUGUUAUAGCAACAACAAUUAUUAAUAAAGGGGACUUUCAUCGCUGUAGCUGUAGCCACUGGCAAGCAAAAGCAAUUAAUUCGGCUUGGCCAUUUGCCAAAAAGGUUAACACUUUUAAAUGCAAAGUUCCAAGCAGUAAUUGUAUGUUGAAGUCAUAUCUUAAACUGAUAGGUUGAUGAUCUAAGUGUUCUGGGACUAAACAAUCAUAAUACAAUUGAAGAUAACCCCUGAACUUUGGUUUAUGUUCUUUGCUGAAAGAAUUAUGUAACCAUAAAUGAAGUACAAAUUAGCUUUGGUUUUGUUACAAUA